This is a messenger RNA of Triticum turgidum subsp. durum (durum wheat), 2547 nucleotides long. Lineage: Eukaryota; Viridiplantae; Streptophyta; Magnoliopsida; Poales; Poaceae. The record is from the annotation of a GenBank genome assembly.
AUGCGGUACUUCUGCCAGCCAUCGGUAUUUAGAACUUGGGAAAAAAUCCACCGACUCCACGGUAACAUUCCCGUGCUUCCUUCCAUAUUCAGCCGGCGCAAGAUCAUCAUGAACCAGAGCCACCGCCGACUCUUCCUCCCAUUGCUGUCCGUGCUGCUUCUGACAGCCUCCGCCGUCGUCGCCGACAGCUCGUCGACGUUGACACGGCAGGGGGCCAUCGGCGGCGAACGGAGGCUGGUCUCGCCCGGCGGCGUCUUCCAGCUCGGCCUCUUCCCCGUCGCCAACGGCACCAAGUGGUUCCUCGGCAUAUGGUUCACCGUCUCCCCGCCCGCCGUCGUCUGGGUCGCGAACCGCGACCGCCCGCUCGACGCCCUGUCCUCCGGCAUGGUCACGCUCAGCGGCGGAGGAGACCUCGUGCUCCUCUACACCGCGAGGGAUAACGUGACCGUCUGGUCGUCCAACUCGUCGGCCGCGGCGCCUGCUGCGGUCGCGCAGCUCCACGACAACGGCAACCUGAUGCUCACGAGCGAGGCCGGCGCCGUGGUGUGGCAGAGCUUCGAGCACCCCACCAACACGUUCAUCUCCGAGAUGCGGACCGGGAGGGACCUCAGGACCGGCGCCGUGUGGUCCCUCUCGUCGUGGCGCGACGCCGACGACCCGUCCGCCGGCGACUUCCGCUACGACAUGGACACGAGCGGCUCCCCGGAGCUGCACAUCUGGAGGGAGGGGCGCAAGACGUACCGGACGGGGCCCUGGAACGGCGUGCGGUUCAGCGGCAUACCGGAGAUGACCACCUUCGAGGACAUGUUCGAGUUCCGGUUCACCGACACCGCCGACGAGGUCUCCUACGGGUACCGCGACCGCGUCGGCUCGCCGCCGUCCCGCGUGGUCCUGAACGAGUCCGGCGUGAUGCAGCGCAUGGUCUGGGACCGCGCCACGGGCGCCUGGAACACCUUCUGGUCGGGGCCGAGGGACCAGUGCGACAGCUACGGCCUGUGCGGCGCGUUCGGCGUGUGCAACGUGGUGGACGCCAUCGUGUGCAGCUGUGUCCACGGGUUCCAGCAGAGGUCGCCGGCGGAGUGGCGCAUGCGGGACGCGUCCGGCGGGUGCGCCCGAAGAACGCCGCUACGGUGCGGCGACGACAGCGACGGGUUCUACGCUCUGCGCGGCGUGAAGCUGCCGGAGACGCACGGCAGCAGCGUGGACGCCGGUGCCUCGCUCGAGGAGUGCGGCCGGAGGUGCCUGUCCAACUGCAAUUGCACGGCGUACGCCGCGUCGGACAUCCGUGGAGGCGGGGCCGGCACCGGGUGCAUACAGUGGUUCGUCGACCUGAUGGACACGCGGUUCGUCGACGGUGGGCAGGAUCUCUUCGUGAGGCUGGCAUUGUCUGACCUAGAGAACACCAAGACCAAGAAGUUCCCCGCGGUCAUCGCCACGGUGAUAACAGGGUUUGCAUUGCUUGCGCUAUUGAUCGGCUUCCUGAUCUGGAGAAGGAUCCGGCGCAGCAAAGAAGCCACCAUGUUCGAUGACAUCUUGAGAGGCGAAUGUCCGACGUACCAUCUCGAGGUCAUUAGAGCCGCCACCGGUGGGUUCUGCCCCAAAAACGAGAUCGGCCGUGGUGGCUUCGGCAUUGUUUACAAGGGGGAAAUGCCAGACGGCCAGGAAGUUGCAGUGAAGAAGCUGUCGACCGAGAAUAGAGUGCAAGGACUGAAAGAGUUCAAGAACGAGGUGGCCCUGAUCGCAAAGCUGCAGCACCGCAACCUCGUACGCCUGCUCGGCUGCUGCAUCCACUGCUCUGAGAGGAUACUGGUCUACGAGUACAUGAGCAACAAGAGCCUGGACACCUUCAUUUUUGAUCCAAGGAGGCACGCCACGUUAAGUUGGAAGAAAAGGAUGGACAUCAUCCUAGGCAUUGCUAGAGGGCUGCUCUACCUUCACCAGGACUCGAGGCACACGAUGAUCCACCGAGACCUCAAGGCGGCAAACGUUCUCCUUGACGAGGACAUGGUGGCCAAGAUAUCGGAUUUCGGAAUCGCCAAGUUGUUCAGCAGCAUCGGCGACAGUCAAGACUCGACCGUCAUAGAAAGGAUUGUUGGAACAUACGGCUACAUGUCACCGGAGUACGCAAUGGACGGCUUGGUAUCGUUCAUGCAGGACGUUUACAGCCUCGGAGUGUUGUUGCUGGAGAUCGUCAGCGGCAGGAGGAACCAACGAAGUUUCAACCUCAUAGCUCAUGCAUGGAAGCUAUUUGAAGAGAACAAGAGCCUCGAGCUCCUUGACCCAGCCGUGCACGAUGGCUGCUCCCUGGCGGAGCUAGAGCAGGCCGUGACGUGCAUCCAGGUAGGGCUACUGUGUGUUCAGGAGAGCCCAAGCCAACGACCGAAAAUGGCUGUUGUAAUCCCCAUGUUGUCGCACCAACAGGCGCCAAGGCGGCCACUUCGGCCGGUGGUCUGCACUCUAGUGAGCACUCCGGUGGACCUUCUCGACGUGUUGGACGACACGUCCAGCAAUGUCGAGCUGACCAUCACGAACAUCGAAGGCAGGUAG